Messenger RNA from Macrosiphum euphorbiae (potato aphid), 861 nucleotides. The record is from the annotation of a GenBank genome assembly. Lineage: Eukaryota; Metazoa; Arthropoda; Insecta; Hemiptera; Aphididae.
AUGUUCGCGGCAGUGGCUGCGGCUGCAGCGGCGGUCAACGAUACGACUGAGACGGCGACAACCACGGCGACCGUCACAGCGACCUCGGCGACCGCGACCACGGUGGCCGCGACGACGGCGUCCGACGCUCUGGCCACGGUGGCCGCGAUUGGAGCGACAGCGAUUUCCGGCGGCGCCGUGGACGGACUUCUAGACAACCUGGCCGACCAGGCGUGGUUCUGCGCGUACGUGGCCAAGUGCGCGGCCAUGUGCUUCAUAGUGGUGGCCGCUCUGUUCGGCAACCUGCUGGUUAUGGUGAGUGUGAUGCGUCACCGCAAGCUGCGCGUCAUCACCAACUACUUCGUCGUGUCGCUGGCCCUGGCCGACAUGCUGGUGGCCAUAUUCGCCAUGUGCUUCAACGCCAGUUUCGAGAUGACCGGCCGCUGGAUGUUCGGCCGGUUCAUGUGCGACGUCUGGAACUCGAUGGACGUGUACUUCUCCACCGUGUCCAUACUACACCUGUGCUGCAUCAGCGUAGACAGGUACUACGCCAUCGUUCAGCCCCUCGACUACCCGCUGAUCAUGACCAAGUCCCGUACCGUGGUCAUGCUGGCGUCCGUGUGGGUGUCGCCCGUGCUCAUAUCGUUCGCGCCUAUAUUCGCCGGCUGGUACACGACCGCCGCUCACGAUCGAGACAGGGUCCGUCACCCGGACGUGUGCGCGUUCGUCGUCAACAAGCAGUACGCUGUCGUGUCUUCCGGCGUGUCGUUCUGGGUGCCCGGCGUCAUCAUGCUGUUCACUUACUACCGCAUCUACCAGGAGGCCGACCGACAGGAGCGAAUGCUCUACAGGUGCGUACCACUCGCUUACACCACACCCUAG